UGUCCCCAACAUUGGGCUAAAGGAUGCAUUCCCUCCUGUUCAUGUGCAAAACACAAGACUUUAUACUGUGAUAUAAACAAAGGUGAAUGUGUAUGCAAACCUGGAUGGACUGGCUAUAACUGCGAAAUGGAAGUUGACCUUUGUUCUUCUAACUCUUGUCCUGCCAACACUACAUGUGAAACUGAAGAUGGGAUUUUAUCAUGUCGCUGUAAGUAA
Molecule: messenger RNA, 216 nt
Organism: Lymnaea stagnalis (great pond snail)
Lineage: Eukaryota; Metazoa; Mollusca; Gastropoda; Lymnaeidae
Source: the annotation of a GenBank genome assembly